Rubroshorea leprosula is the source of this 1518-nucleotide messenger RNA. Lineage: Eukaryota; Viridiplantae; Streptophyta; Magnoliopsida; Malvales; Dipterocarpaceae. The record is from the annotation of a GenBank genome assembly.
CUCUUUUUUCUUAUAUUCUCUUUCUGAUUGUAUUAGGGAAAAACAGAUGACUUUAGUUGUGUUAAAGAGACUCAAGUAGAAGGUCCAUAUUCCCAAGAAACCAAAGAUAUUAUGCCCAAUUCUCAGAUUGACAGUUCUUUGCGUUCCAGUUCUCAUCUAAAUAAUUGCCGUGUAACUGAAAAUACUGAUACAACGAGGCUGAAUUGUGUACAGGCAUUGGAACAUGAAAGUGCUCCGUCAGGUGGACCUUUUUUAGUUUCAAUAUGUCUAGUUGAUAUAGACUACAAUCACCAACCAAGUUCUGGAUUGCACUCGGGUCUUGAACUGCUACAGUGUGCUGCAGAAAACAUUGAUGCCAGAUGCUCUGAUCCUUAUGGUCCUCUGUUUUCUCUAAAUAGUUUUUAUGAUAUUUUGUCAGCCAUUCCUUGCAUAGAUUUGCCCCCCACUCAACUAGACAAGGGCAAAAGUGAUCAUGAUGCUGAAUUAGCCCAUGACCCCUGGAGAAACUUUGAUUCUGUGUCAUGGAAAGAUAUCUUGGAUGGUUGUACUGAGUCCAUUAAGGAUCAAUCGUUGUUUUCCCCCUCACAUCCUGAUAUCAAGGGUAAGUUUCCGUUGUUGAAAGCCUGGAAUUUGGCUUCAGUUGAGGAUUCUUCGUCUUUAUCUAAGCAGCCAAUGGAUCAGAAGUUACCUUCAGACUCAGCAUGUGAUACAACUUCUAAAUUUCAUAAGGAAGAAGUUAAUCACCUUGAAUUAAUGAAUUCUAUUGACCCUCAGCUGAAACAACCAGAUAUAAGAAAUGAUAAUUUAAUGGAAAAUUGCUUUCAGACACUGCUAUCUAAUGAAGAACACAAUUAUGCUCUACCACCAAAUCCAGAUGGCUGGUUCAACUUGGAGGGACAAUCAAUCCACUCUUCUGAUAGAGAGCAUUUAUUUGAUGGUAUUUUAGCAGAACAAGGUUCAAAGAAGAGGUCCAGUUCUGGGGACAAUGGGGAAACAGGCUCCAGUGCCACUAAUCCUGUCACCAGCAGCUUAGAGGAUGCACCCCAGUUGAGCAGUAAAAUCAGUUCAUUGCUAAAAGGGAACAACAAAGAAUUGGACCAGAUGAAGACAGGUUCAGGAACAAAAUUUUCCUUAGUAAAGUUAAAGGACCAGCUGCUUCAGAAGCAUCUGAAAGAGAAGUUGCGUGAAUGGAUCUUACAGAAGGAUGCUGAAGCUAGUGAUGACCCUAGUAUAUUGGAUGAGGAUGGACAAGGUUUUCUACAUUUGGCAGCUGCACUCGCUAUGAUUGGGCUUUGGAGCCUACUAUAGUUGCUGGUGUAAUUGUUGAUUUCCGUGAUGUGAAUGGAUGGACUGCACUUCACCGGGCAGCAUUUUGUGGCAGGUGAACACCUCUACAAUUCUUUUGAAUAUUUCUUUAAGGUUUCCUUUUCCUCUGUUUUUUUAUCUUUUUCCCUUUUCGAGUACUUUGCCGUUGUCCACAAGAGAAGAUCCAAAGAAGACUAAAGUAAUGGCUCUAUA